GAAUAUAUUAAUUUACUCUUGGGUAGUGAAUAAAAUCGUCUGUAAAGGUACCUAUAAAUAUCUAAUAACUAAUCUGUGCUAUUUACGAAUUUACUUUACAAUUUUAUUUAGACUCUUUGAUUCGCCUAAAAGAUUAAGAUGUAAAGAUAAUUCAUCUUAAAAGUGAUUGAUGAUUUAAAUCGUCUGCGUCAGCGAAGGUGCUCACGAUGUUAGGGGUGUUUUUGUACAUAUUUGAAUUAAAGAAAGAGUUUCUAAUAUGCCUUUCGCUAUCCAUCCUGUACCUGAGCUACUACCUGGUGGAGGUGGUGAAGCGGCCGGAGCUGCAUUGCCGCGCGGGCGCCUUCCGCCGCCUGCUGGAGGCGCGCGUGCCGCUGCUGCGCGAGCGCUUCUGGCCCACGCCGUGGUGCGUGGAGGCGCGCCUGCAGACCGUGCUGGGCUCGCUGCUGCGCUCGCACCUGCUGCCGCCGGUACACUAUCGCCGUGAGGUGCUGCGGCUGUCGGACGGCGGGCAGGUGGCGCUGGACUGGGCCGAGCUGGAGCCGCGCGCCGACCGGCCCGUGCUGCUGGUGCUGCCGGGCCUGACGGGCGGCGCGCAGGCCGACUACGUGCGCUGCCUGGUGGCGGCGGCGCGCGAGCUGGGCGCGCACGCCGUGGUGUUCCACAACCGCGGGCUGGGCGGCCUGCCGCUCACCACGCCGCGCCUGUACUGCGCCGUGUCGCACGCCGACCUGGCCGAGGUGCUGGACGCCGUGCGCGCGCGCGCCGCCGGCCCGCUGCUCGCCGCCGGCGUGUCGCUGGGCGGGCUCAUCCUGGGCCACUACCUGGCGGAGCGCGGCGCGCGCGCGGCCGGCGUGCUGCGCGCCGCGCUGGCGGUGUCGGCGCCGCUGGACGUGGAGGCGGGCGCGGCCUGCAUCGACGCGCCGCCGCUCAACGCGCUGCUGUCGUGGCACAUGGCGCGCGGGCUGCGGCGCACGGUGCGCGCGCACGCGCUGGCGGGGCCCGAGCUGGAGCGCUGCCGCUCCGUGCGCCAGUUCGACGCCGCCUUCACGGCGCGGCACUUCGGCUUCGCGUCCGCCGACGCGUACUACGCCGCGGCCACGCUGCGCGGGCGCCUGGGCGGCGUGCGCGUGCCGCUGCUGUGCCUGCAGGCGGCCGACGACCCGUUCCAGCCCGCCGCCGUGCUGCCGGCGCGCGAGGCGGCGGCGAGCGCGCGCGUGGCGCUGGCGGUGACGGCGCGCGGCGGCCACAUCGGCUUCCUGGAGGGCUGGUGGCCCGCGCCGCCCGCCACGCCGCCGCAGCGCACGUACAUCGCGCGCCUGGCGCGCCAGUACUUCGCGGCGCUGCUCGCCGAGCCGCUCGACGAGCGCGCCGACUAGAGCUUUCGCACAAAUCGUUCAUCGAAAUUGUUUAAUAUUUCGAACCGUAUUAUUAUCGCUUUACUAUCGUUGAGUCAAUUAUAUACACGAGGGACGUCGCGGCGCCGAGCAUUUAUUGUAGUCCAAAUAUUAUGUCGUUAUUUAUUUAUAAGAGAGCUAUUUAUCUGCGACGUCCCGCGGCACGUGACCGUCGGCGCGCGACGAACGAGCCGACGUCUGAUAUAGCGUUUAUUAUACAUAAUUAUAUAUAUAUACAUGUAGUCGCACAGUAUGUACGUUCGCAGUGCGGACUGCGGGAAUUCUUUCGUCCAAAGAGAUAAUAAUAUACGAAUCUGUGAUGUGGAGUGCAGUAUAUUUACACGCGGCGCGGCCGCACAUAUCCGUUUUGAUCGUUUUAAUAAAAUCGUACGCAUCAAG
Bicyclus anynana (squinting bush brown) is the source of this 1793-nucleotide messenger RNA. RefSeq names its product phospholipase ABHD3 (gene Hydr1). Lineage: Eukaryota; Metazoa; Arthropoda; Insecta; Lepidoptera; Nymphalidae. Gene Ontology annotation, molecular function: monoacylglycerol lipase activity; acetylesterase activity. The transcript is spliced from 2 exons. Gene Ontology annotation, biological process: medium-chain fatty acid catabolic process; medium-chain fatty acid biosynthetic process. The record is from RefSeq and is a predicted model, not a curated record. The coding region runs from base 207 to 1376 and encodes 389 amino acids.